AUGGAUGCUGAAUCACACAAGAAAAUUUUCAAUGGCACGAUCUUUACUGCAAGCGCCGGAGCGGUCUUUGGAGUGAUGAACGGUUUUCUUAAUAACAAACCUUUGCUCAGAAGCACCUUCGUUGCGGGGACCAAUUAUGGAGUAGCUGGAUGUACAUUUUUAUACAUCAGAGAAGCCUGUUUAUUGUAUCAAAGAAGAAGUCACAGACCGACAUCGAGAAUAACAAGAGAUCACGAAGAAUUGAUCAGUAGCGCCUUGGCCGGUGGGAUAACUGGUGGAGUGUGGUUCGCGUUAUUAGGCGGUCGUCGGAGCAUCAUCCCGGGUUUCGUUGUUUUUACGCUUUUAUGUGGGACCGGACAACACCUAUAUACUAGCUUGCGCGAUUAUCGACGGCGGUUGAUUCUUGGAACAAGUCGAGGUAAAACAGAAUCGCAAGGCAGCGGCAGAGGUACCUCGGAUUUCCCGGAAAACGUCGAUAAGGACAAGACCGGGUUGCUCGAUUGGCUUGCGGCAAAAAGUUGGUCGCCAGUACGGAAGAUUUCAGAAGAAGAAUAUUUGAGACUUAAGGAGGAUAAGCUAAGAGCAAAGGGCAUAGACACAUCAUUGAUAAAUAGUAGUAAUGAAUUAAACGAUUCCGAUGGGAAAGAUUGA
Messenger RNA from Acaulospora morrowiae, 651 nucleotides. NCBI's taxonomy places the organism in Eukaryota, Fungi, Glomeromycota, Glomeromycetes, Diversisporales, Acaulosporaceae. The record is from the annotation of a GenBank genome assembly.